AUGACCGAGAAUACCGAGGCAAAGACGGACCGCGUCGUCCCGAUGCGUGUCAUCGUCUGCGGCCUGCAACGGACAGGAACCUUGAGCAUGCGAGUGGCUCUCAAGCAGCUGGGCUUCGACGACUGCUACCACAUGCACAACCUCCUGCUCAGCCCGGAAACCGAAUGCCCGCAAUGGGUGCGCCUCAUCGAAGCCCACUACGGCGGCAAAGGCACCAUCACCAAGGCCGACUUCGACAAGGUCCUCGGCAAAUGUCAAGCCUGCGUCGAUGUUCCUGCUGCGCUUUUUGGCGUAGAGCUGGCAGCCAUGUACCCAGAGGCCAAGGUCAUCAUCCUCAAUCGCGAUCCGGAGUCGUGGUACCAAAGCUGCCUGGAAUCCGUCAUCAUGGCGGCGCAGCCAGCGUCGCCGUGGGUCAAGCUCCAGAUGCUCUUCUGCUUCGCCUUUGAUCCGGCGACACGCGCGUUUGCUCGCUUCGGGAUGGCCAUGUCCAGCUUGGCCUUCCGGUAUCAUCACCGGACGGAGAAGGACAAGGCCAUUGCCUGGUACACGGGCAUGUACAAGCGCUUCCGGGACGAGAUCCCCGAGGAGCGGCGUAUCGAGUACCGGGUCCAGGAGGGCUGGGGCCCGCUCUGCGCCUUUCUCGACGUCUCCGUGCCGACGGUUCGGGAUGAGGUGACGGGACAGGAGGUGGAGAUGCCGUUCCCGCAUGUCAAUGACCGGGAGACGUUCCGCAAGAACACGGACAAGAGCAGGGCGCGGGCGAUGAGGCGGGCGAGGGAGAAUCUGCUUGCGGGAGCGGCGAGGUUGGCGGUUGUUGCGGCGGUGGGAUAUGCGGGAUAUGCUGUGACGAGGCUUGUUUUCAAGCGGUGA
Molecule: messenger RNA, 870 nt
Organism: Trichoderma reesei QM6a
Lineage: Eukaryota; Fungi; Ascomycota; Sordariomycetes; Hypocreales; Hypocreaceae
Exons: 2
Coding region: 1-870 (289 amino acids)
Source: RefSeq, a predicted model, not a curated record